Molecule: messenger RNA, 501 nt
Organism: Adineta ricciae
Lineage: Eukaryota; Metazoa; Rotifera; Eurotatoria; Adinetida; Adinetidae
Source: the annotation of a GenBank genome assembly
AUGGUUAGCUUCUUCUGUCUCUCAAUUGUGAUGCUUGUCAGUGUAAACGUGGUUUUUACUACCAAUGAUGUCGAAUUUAAUAAACAUCAUACAAAUCGAUUAUCUCGUAACAACGAUCACCAACGUCCUAUUCGCACCAUUUUGGGCAAAUUAAUCGACCUGGAAACCAAUACAAUCUAUAAUAUAGAUGGCCAGAAACAGCAAGGUUCAUCAUCGGGAGCAUCAUCCAUGUCUCAUGAACCAUCAGCCAGAGAUAUUGAAGACUUCGCUUGCCUUGAAGCUUGCUUCAGAUGUGUCGAAGAUCACACGUUUGCAAUGCGCAAGAAAAAAGCAGCCGAUAAUUGUGGACCUAUGUGCGACUGUGCUGACAGUUGUUCUCGUAUACCCAUCGAAGAAAUUAAUAAAACUUACGGACACGACGCAGCUUCACGAGGUGAUAAAGGCUGUUUUUGGAGAACAUAUACUCAAGUACUUAACAAUAAAAUCACGCCUUUACAAUAA